GAGAGCCAACUCCACUCUCCACUCACUUGCUGCCUUUCAGUUACACAUCUCAGCACAGCUGUUCUCCUUGUAGAGUGGUUAGGAGAGAAGGGCAGCAGUGGAGUUCCAAGUUCAGGUUCAGGUUCAGGUUCAGCCAUGGAGGUGGAGGCUUCCUACAGCUAUGGCUUCCUUCCUUCAGGGAGGCACCAGCCUUAUGCACCCCCUCCUCCCCACCCUGCAGAGGAAGGCGAAUUGUGGGAGUACUUUCCAUGCCCUUUCUGCUACAUCGAGGUUGAGGUGCCCUUCAUCUGCAACCACCUUCAGGAGGAGCAUUGCUUUGACACCAGAAAUGCUGUAUGCCCAUUGUGCGCUGACAAUAUAGGGAGAGACAUGGCUGCCCAUUUCAGAGUUCAACACUCUCAUCUUCUGAAGAGGAGGAAACCUUCUAGGCCCAUCAGCUCAUGGCCUACACCCUCUAACAAUCCAGACCCCUACUUUGAGGGGCCCCCACAGUACAUGAUGAACAGGACAUACCAAGAUCCUGCACCUGAUCCAUUACUCUCCCAAUUUAUCUGCAACAUGGCUCAAACUGACACCAAUUCGGAUAACACAAACACUCAAAUUGCAGUUUCAACGAUUUCAGAUGAUCAGAGGUUGAGUCAGCGUGUGACCCUAACUGAUGAUGCAUCCAAGCUGGAACUCAAGGAGAGGUUGAAAAGAAUCGAGUUUCUUCAGGAGAUAAUCGUGUCGACAAUUCUUUAAUUUGUUGUCUAGUGUUACUUAGCAAGUUUUAGGUAUGUUUUGUGUCUCGUGAGCGCAAGAUGUAUCACUGUCACGUAUAUGCAACACCCCCCUGGCUCACAGAUAUAUACUAGUAUUAUACUGUAAUAUUUCUAGAUUAAUGCUUGCAUACUUCGCCUCCAAGUUUGCUAUAUGAAUGAACUGUCAAGCAGGGGAAUAUGCCAUACCUCAUAUCAAUACCAGGAUACUUAUUAUACAUUA
Oryza brachyantha (malo sina) is the source of this 981-nucleotide messenger RNA. Its product is annotated as protein DEHYDRATION-INDUCED 19 homolog 5. NCBI's taxonomy places the organism in Eukaryota, Viridiplantae, Streptophyta, Magnoliopsida, Poales, Poaceae. The record is from RefSeq and is a predicted model, not a curated record. The transcript is spliced from 5 exons. The coding region runs from base 136 to 741 and encodes 201 amino acids.